ACAGUUUUAAGUACUGUAUUCUUUCUAAUAGCUAUCUGUUCUAACAUUGUAAUAAUUUAAUUCCUUUUUAAUGCACCUCUUUUUAUGUUUUUUAAUUGCAUCGUUCUUUGAAUGCUGCGUCUGCUCCAGGGCCCCAUGAUGCCAAAGGAAGCCGGAGAGGAGACCUUCUUCAUAUGCUCCAAAGGCACUCUGCGUAUGCUCCAGGGCACCCCAAUGCAAAAUGAAGAUAGAAGGGAGGAAAGCAGAUCUUCCUAUGCUCCAAAGGCACUCUGUGCAUGCUCAGGGGCUCCCUGCUGGUGCCAAAUGAAGGCGGAGUUUUGGCCAGGUGCCCCAAUGGCAGAAGAAAAGGCAGCUCCAGGAAGGAGACAGACAGGGAGGGGAGGAGGCGGGGAGGGGGGCGUAACGUGGGAAUGCGAAAGCGAAAGCGGGUUUUGCAGACUCCUCCUCAGUUCUUCUCGGAGGUCCUUGCUUUGGGGGUCCCUCUCUGCGGCAAAGAAGAGCCCUGCUGCCAUCAUGGCCAAGUCCUGCACUGCCCUCCAGAUCAGCAAAGGCACCCGGGAAAAGAUGGCCUGUUUCCGAGAGUCCCUUUUAAAAGAGGGAGAAGAAUUCCUGUGCAAAUUUUUACCUGCAAAAAUAUUUCAGUUGGAUCAGUUGCUAAAGGAAGAUGCACUGAAUGUGAAAGAUCUGACUUCUCUCCGUGCCCCACUGGAUAUUCCUAUUCCGGACCCCCCACCCAAAGACGAUGAGAUGGAAACAGAGAAGGAAGAGAAGGAAGCUCCCAAAUGUGGCUACCUGAAGGGCAAUGAAAUUCUCAUUUCGCUUUUGGAUCGCAUCAAACCCGAAGUCCGAGAGUUCAAAGAGAAAUGCGUCUUGGUCACAACCUGGAUUCAGUUCAUGAUUCCCAAAAUCGAAGAUGGCAACGAUUUUGGAGUGGCCGUUCAGGAAAAGGUGCUUGAACGGAUCACGGCCCUGAAGACCAAAGUAGAGGCCUUCCAGACCGCCAUUGCCAAGUAUUACCUAGAACGUGGAGAUGCUGUAGCUAAGGCUUCCAAGGAGACUCAUGUGAUGGAUUAUCGGUGUCUUGUACAUGAACGGGAUGAGGCGAUAUACCGGGAAAUCCAGACCAUGGUUCUUGAUAUCCGUGGGUUCUAUGCUGAACUGUAUCACAUCUUGAGCAAAAACCUGGAGAAACUGACCAACCCCAAAGGUGAAGAAAAGCCUUCAAUGUAUUGAGAGGAGACUUCUUUGCCAUAAAUGUGUAGCGACUGCUACUAUUGCCAAACAGACAAAAAAUUACAGAGGAAAGGAUCAGAGAGAAAUGAAAGAAAACUUUCCCACAUCUUGGCUGGCACAGGAGCAAAUUGCUAAAUGAAUGCUGCUUUGACUUAA
Molecule: messenger RNA, 1389 nt
Organism: Sceloporus undulatus (fence lizard)
Lineage: Eukaryota; Metazoa; Chordata; Lepidosauria; Squamata; Phrynosomatidae
Gene: PSME2
Product: proteasome activator subunit 2
Exons: 11
Coding region: 112-1233 (373 amino acids)
Biological process (GO): regulation of proteasomal protein catabolic process; positive regulation of endopeptidase activity; regulation of G1/S transition of mitotic cell cycle
Cellular component (GO): cytoplasm; proteasome activator complex; nucleoplasm
Molecular function (GO): endopeptidase activator activity
Source: RefSeq, a predicted model, not a curated record